Molecule: messenger RNA, 1417 nt
Organism: Paramuricea clavata
Lineage: Eukaryota; Metazoa; Cnidaria; Anthozoa; Malacalcyonacea; Plexauridae
Source: the annotation of a GenBank genome assembly
AUGAUCUUUCAACUACUGCCAUACAUUCAUGAAUAUUAUUCUGGAAACGAAUCCAUGGUAUUAGUCAUUGCCCCAUUAAACGCACUAAUUGAUGAUCAGAUAAAAAGUCUCACGAAAAAAGGAGUAAAUGCUGGUGUUCUGAGAACAAAGAAAGAAAAUCCAAAGAAUAAAUCAGAAAAGGAAGAUGAAAAAAGUUGUACUGAUGAAUUCGAAUUUGACAGCGACAUGGAAUACACUAAACAAUUUGAAGACAUUGAUGACGGCGAACUAUCACUUAUCGAAAGUGGGAACUUCAGACUUCUUUUUCUGCCCCCAGAGGGGUUUAUAUCAUGCAAGAAAGGCCGCAAUAUCCUAAUGAGUGUGAUAUAUCAGAAAAAAGUGGCAUAUUGUGUUAUUGAUGAAGCUCAUCUCGUGCAAGAAUGGAGAGAGGAAUUUCGGACUGACUUUAGAAAACUUUCGCAACUUAGAGCAAUAUUCCCAUCAACGCCCAUGUUGGCAUUGACUGCAUCCGCGCCUCCAAAGUAUUUUACACAUUUAACGGACUAUCUCUUGCUUCAGAAUCCGUGCAGAGUUGUCGGAAACUUAGACAGACCAAAUAUCUAUAUUGCGAUUCAUAAACGUAAACCUUCUUCGAUUGGUUCAGAAAGUUAUGCAAGCAUUCUUCGCCCAAUCGCCAAUGAGCUAAAGGAACAACUGACACGCUACCAACUCACAAUUAUAUACUUGCCGCUGAAAUGGUGUGGCUACGCAUUCAAACUUUUCGAACAAAUCCUUCAAGAAAAGGUUUAUUAUCCAGAAGAUAACAUAGAUCCAUCUCAUCGUCUGUUCGCUCAGUUUCAUGCCGCUCAAACAGAAAUGAUGAAAAAUGAGAUCAUGAAUCAGCUAACCGGAACCAAAAGCACAAUUCGAGUAUUAUUUGCAACGGUUGCAAUUGGACUUGGUGUCAAUAUACCGAACAUCGGACAGAUCAUUCAUAUAGGGCCCCCUAGAACAAUAGAAUCCUAUUACCAGGAGAUUGAAAGGGCAGGGCGCGACGGAAAACCUGCUAAACCAUUGCUGUACUACAAUGGCUCAGACAUUUCCGCUAAUAAGCCCGGGAUGACAUGGGAGAUGCGUGCAUUUUGUUUAACUGUUACGACGUGUCUGCGUAAUUAUAUGUUGGAAUACUUGGGAUCCUGUAAGGCACAAAAUUACACCCCUCACUUGUGUUGUAGUAAUUGUUCUAGUGGAUGUACGUGCAAACAUUGUAGCAUAAAUGAUGAAAUAAAACCGCAGUCAUCUCCAGAGGCAAAAUCGUCACCUGAAAUCCCCCAACCAAUACCUGUAAGAGAAGUGUCAGCAGAACAGCGCAAAAUAAUUUUAAAUUCAUUGAAGAAAUAUAGGCUUGAGAUUGGUGCUAAAAAUCUCAGAUUUGGAG